Molecule: messenger RNA, 1407 nt
Organism: Trachymyrmex cornetzi
Lineage: Eukaryota; Metazoa; Arthropoda; Insecta; Hymenoptera; Formicidae
Product: RCC1 and BTB domain-containing protein 1
Exons: 10
Coding region: 1-1338 (445 amino acids)
Molecular function (GO): protein binding
Source: RefSeq, a predicted model, not a curated record
AUGUUCAGUAAAAAGAUAAAGUUUCUCGUUUGUGACAUUUGGGCAUAUUGUUACAGUAUUUUUUUGCUCACUGAAGAUGGACAGAAAUUUUGGUGGAAACAAACUAACGAGGAGAAAAACGCAAAGUUGGAUACUAUCUGUUCCCGGAAUAACAUAUAUACUGAUGUCCAUCAAUGGUCUGAUAGCAUUGACUGGACAAACACACACGUUGUAAAAGUCGCAGUUCAUCCCUCAAAUUGCGUUAUUUUAACUGAUGACGGAGAGCUAUACUACGUAGGAAAAUUUUAUUCUGUGUGGACGGAUGUGUUUUACAAGUUUAACAGGCACAUUGAUAUUAAAGUAAAAAUCGCUUCCAUCGCUUGCGGAGAACAUUAUUGUGUGAUUCUUACCAAUAACGGUGAAGUAUAUGAAUGGAGUUAUUGUCAUACUAACGAUCACUACAAAAAGAAAAAAUUUUUUUUGACCAAGCCACUUAAAAUAAAUCAACUUUCAACCCAAACAGUUGUUAAAGUUGUCUGUGGAAAUUGGCAUACCCUUGUACUCACCGACAAAGGGAAAAUCUAUGCCUGGAAACGCCAGACUUGUUGUUCCAUCUGGAAAUCAAUACCAACAGUUAAGUACUACGAAAUUACUGAAGACGAAGAAGAAAUUUGCUUUCCUUUUAUUAAAGUACCCAAAAUGAUUAAAGCAUCAGAUAUCGCUACGAUAGAUGGUGCGAAUGCUAUAAAAUGUAGCGAAGAUCAACUUGUCUACAUAUGGGGUGAGCUGUUUGGGAAGAAAAUUAAGGAAUUAGCCAUCUGCGAAUACACAAAUAUAUUUGACAUAUGCAAUUUGACGACGGCACAAUCACCGAUAUCCAUUACUUAUGAAGUUACAGAUGAAGAAUCUAUGAUAUUAAGCGAUUUAGACGCGGCGUUUAACGAUAGUUCAACGAGCGAUCUUACAAUAGAAGUUGAAAAGAAAUCUAUCUAUGUUCACAAGAGUAUUUUGAAAAUCCGUUCAUCAUAUUUCGCAAACAUGUUCCAUUUUAGUGGACUUGAAAAUAAACAAAGGGUUAUCAAGUAUGAUGAUUAUUCGUAUAUUGCGUAUAGAACUUUUUUAAAAUAUUUAUACACCGGUGUAAUCGAUCUAUCUUGUUUCAAAAACGAAUUAGAGCUCCUGGAAUUAUCUGGCAAGUGCUGCAUGAAAAGUCUUGAGAGAGAUUGCAUUCGGGGGAUAAAAAAAAAGAUGACGGUAUCAAACGUAUCCUCUGUUAUUGAAACUGCGAUGAAAUGCAAUAAUGAGGAAUUGAAAGAAUAUUGUUCCAAGUUUAUGAUGAGGAAGGAAGGAAUACUAUAAUGACUCACAUCCGUUAUCGUAGUUUUGGCAGAAAUACUGCAAAUGACGCCAAAUGAAAUAAAUGGAUUU